GAGGCUGGAAAGCGGCCGGGUUCCUGCUGCACUGCCAUGCGCCGCGCGGCCCGAGCGACUCGCGGGACCUCCCAGGCGUCCCUGCAAGGACCCCUCGACUUCUCCUAGCAGGGUUCGCCUCCAUUUCCAGUUUCCGAGCGGGCUGCUGCGCCCCGCUGGCCGAGGAGCUGCGUUCACCGCAGUGGCGGGCCCCCGCCUGCGUUCGUGGCCAGCAGAAGGCUGAUCUUUGAAAGUAUGUAUUUGAGAGAUAGUCACGUUGUAUUGAAUACUUUGUGCUGGUGCUGCCAUCGAAAAGUCUGGUUACACUCCGGGGAGGCCUGCUACCACUGCAGGACUGAACCGCCGCAGCCCUGAGAUGAGUGACCGGCCUGAGCGAGCACACCAUGAAUAGAUACACAACAAUCAAGCAGCUUGGGGAUGGAACCUACGGUUCCGUCCUGCUGGGGAGAAGCAUUGAGUCUGGGGAACUCAUUGCUAUUAAAAAAAUGAAAAGAAAGUUUUAUUCCUGGGAGGAAUGCAUGAACCUUCGGGAGGUUAAGUCUUUAAAGAAGCUCAACCAUGCCAAUGUCGUAAAAUUGAAAGAAGUUAUCAGGGAAAACGAUCAUCUUUAUUUUAUCUUCGAGUACAUGAAGGAAAACCUUUACCAGCUCAUUAAAGAAAGAAAUAAGUUGUUUCCCGAGUCUGCUAUAAGGAAUAUCAUGUACCAGAUAUUGCAAGGACUCGCGUUUAUUCACAAACACGGCUUCUUCCAUCGGGACUUAAAACCCGAGAACCUCCUCUGCAUGGGACCUGAACUUGUGAAAAUUGCAGACUUUGGAUUGGCCCGAGAAAUCCGAUCAAGACCUCCAUACACAGACUAUGUAUCUACCAGAUGGUACAGGGCUCCAGAAGUGCUCCUGAGGUCUACCAACUACAGCUCCCCCAUUGACAUCUGGGCCGUGGGCUGCAUCAUGGCAGAAGUGUACACUCUGAGGCCACUCUUCCCUGGGGCCAGUGAAAUUGACACCAUAUUCAAAAUUUGCCAAGUGCUGGGGACACCGAAAAAGACCGACUGGCCUGAGGGCUACCAACUUUCAAGUGCUAUGAACUUCCGCUGGCCCCAGUGUGUACCCAAUAAUUUAAAGACCCUGGUUCCAAAUGCUGGCAGUGAAGCAAUUCAGCUCAUGAGAGACAUGCUUCAGUGGGAUCCCAAGAAACGACCAACAGCUAGUCAGGCCCUUAGAUAUCCUUACUUUCAGAUCGGGCACCCACUGGGCAGCACCACCCAGAACCUCCAAAAUUCAGGAAAACCACAGAAGGACGUUCUGGAAAAGGCAGGCCCACCUCCUCACAUUAAACCUGUCCCUCCUGCCCAACCCCCAGUCAAGCCACACACACGGAUUUCUUCACGGCAACAUCAAGCCAGCCAGCCCCCUCCACAUCUCGUGUACCCCUACAAAGCAGAGGCCUCCAGGGCAGAUCACCUGAGCCAUCUCCAGGAAGACAAGCCAAGCCCGCUGCUUUUCCCAUCCCUCCACCACAAGAACCCUCAGUCGAAAAUCCUAGCUGGCCUGGAACACAAAAAUGGUGAGAUCAAGCCAAAGAGUAGGAGAAGGUGGGGUCUUGUUUCCAGGUCAACAAAGGAUUCAGAUGAUUGGGCUGACUUGGAUGACUUAGAUUUCAGUCCAGCCCUCACCAGGAUUGACCUGAAGAACAAGAAAAGACAGAGCGAUGAAACUCUCUGCAGAUUUGAAAGUGUUUUGGACCUGAAGCCCUCUGAGCAUGUGGGUACAGGAAAUAGUGCCCCUGCCCAGACUUCCUCUCAGAGGCGAGACACGCCCACCUUGAGGUCCGCAGCCAAGCAGCACUACUUGAAGCACUCGAGAUACUUGCCUGGAAUAAAUAUAAGAAAUGGCAUACUUCCAAAUCCAGGCAAGGAUUUUAUUCCAUCUAAUCCAUGGUCUAGUUCUGGUUUGUCUGGAAAAUCUUCAGGGACGGUAUCAGUAAUCAGCAAAAUAAAUUCAGUUGGUUCCAGCUCUACAAGUUCUAGUGGACUGACGGGAAACUACAUCCCUUCCUUUCUGAAAAAAGAAAUCGGCUCUGCUGUGCAGAGGGUACACUUGGCACCUAUUUCAGAUCCUUCCCCUGGUUAUUCGUCUCUGAAGACUGUGAGACCUCAUCCUGGGCGACCCUUUUUCCACACUCAGCCUCGAAGCACUCCUGGGCUGAUGCCCCGGCCCCCGGCUGCCCAGCCGGUGCAUGGCCGGACGGACUGGGCCUCCAAGUACGCAUCUCGGCGAUGAUUGCUGUGAGGCGCCUUGUAGGGAAAGGAGGACACUUUCCCGUGGCUUUCUGUGGUAUUUUACCUGCAAGAAAUGUUAGGACAAUGGAAAAUGAACACUUUAUAGUUAACUUCUGAACGGAGACAUUUCAAUCUUCUUUUUUUUUUUUAAGUUAUUCCUUUUUUUAAAUAUUGAUUUGAAGGCAAUACCCUUUUUUUGUACAAAAUUAUUCUAAAACUGGGUCCUGUUAUUUUCUUAAAUAGCAGCAUUUUGUAUAUAUGGAUUAUGUUGGGAUUUUAUACAGUCAACUUUGCAAUGAAUUUUUUAAAGGUUAAUUGAUUUUUCUUUGGGUUUCCAGAUAAUAUUUUAUACAGAUUUUUAAAAAUGUAAUGAAAUUGAUGCAGUAUUGCAACAGGGGUACAAUUUUGGGUUAUGUGAUAAAAGGUUAUUUACUCAAUAUGUGUGGAUAUUCUUGAAGUGGUUGAAUUUUAAAUGUGGCACACUUGGUACUUCAGGCUUUCUUAGACUGACAUUAGCACUAGAAAAGUGAUCACCUGUUUUUCUCGACAUCAUGUCAUGUCAUUGGUUCGAUUUUUUUGACACCACGGUGCUGUUCCGAAAGUACCAGCUAUUGUGUAAUUUAUUUUGUUGUUAUUUCUCAUACUUUUUAAAAUGUUUACAAAAUGGUUGCAAAAAUUAAGAUGAUUGGAGGUACCCAAAUGAAGCCAAGUGUAAUCAUACGAUGCCAUCACAUUCUUUUUUUCCUUCAUUUUUGAAAUCAAAUUUGUAAGUACACACAAAAGAGGAGCUUUUCAAGUCAAAAUGUUCUCAACAUAAAGGUUACCACAGUCGUUUACACUUCUAUCCCUGCCAGGAUGCAUGAGCAAGAAGCUAAGUUUCAAAGCAGCAGAAGAUUUUUUAUGAUAAUAACUGAUGGAAUCAUGCAUUCAGCUCAGUUCUCCAGACCUGGUUAGGAGCAGACAAUGAAUAAGUUUCUGCCCUAGUUGCAUUCUCAGGGCAGUCUGGGAGGAGGGGGGAUUUAUGACAAAGGCCUCACUUCUUCGGGAAGUCUGAACUACCACCAUAUAAGUGUUCGUAGCACCACAUUUGUACACUUAACCGUUAUGUAGCUCCUUUCAGCAGUGAGGAGAACUCUAUUAUAUUGGGCACAGGCUGUUAUAUUGAGAUGAAUGUUUACAACAGUUUUGACAAUGACAAAGCUAGUUUGGAGACAGAAAAAAAGUCCACUAUUAUCCAUCUCUAUACAUCACGUUUGCUUCCACUCACGGUUACUUGAAAGGCUCAAAAGGCAGGAGGGAAGAUCACCACCAGGGAAUGCAAUAUUAUUUCAACAGUAUAUUGACUCAUAUUUUCCUAGAGCUCAAGCUACUCUUUGGGGUCACCAGAUUCCAGGAUAUAGCAAGUUGAACCCUAUAAAAUUAUCAUAUUUGUAGGUUAAUAUGAUAAGUUAAAAUAAAUAUUGGCAUUUUCAUAUGGUUCAACCUAAUAAGUCAGUACAUUAUUGCUUUGGUGUAUUAAUACUGUGUUGCAGCCUGAAUGAGUUAGCAUGGCUUCCAAAGGGCCCUAACCUAACAUCAGGGAGUAAUUUAUGCUUUGGAGAAUCUGGCUAAAAAAUACACAUGACUAAGCAACUAUGAUCCCUACAGGAAUGAGAAAAGUACAUGAUGGAUGUGGAUUUGAUAGGUAGUAUUUUCCUGUUAACAAACUGGCAGCAAAGCUUAAGAAAUUACAUAUAUAUAUAUAUAUGCAAGCACAACUUGAAGCUGAAUUCAUUUCUGUAUUAUACUCUCAACUCAUUAUCUAAAGCAGCAGAAAAUGUGUUUUCAGAGAUGAGCCCUUUACUAUAAUGUUAAUAUUUAUUUUUCCUUUCUGUAUUAUGUAUAAAAAGUAAGUUUAUCUGAAACCUUACUUGGCUUGUUGGAAAGCUGGUUUUUAAUUGUAAAUACGCCCUAGAGGAGCAAAUGGAUUGUGAAUACCAUAUUCUUGGCACUCUAGCUUAUGUUUAGAUUUUUUAAAUUGAAAAACCUAGUUGUCUGGUUAUUACACACCAUAAAAUUGUUUUUCUAAUACUUUUUCAGAGCCCAACUUUGGAAAAAUAUUUCACUUUUCUUCCUACUUUCCUCUCCUUUGUUUACCAGCAAACACCUUCCCUUGGGAAGCCAAACACACUUAUUCAUACAAAAGUGAAGAAACGGAUGCACAGCUGAGAAAACUAGAAGACCAAAAAGCAACCUAAAUUCUAAAGAACUAGCAAAAUCUUAUGAAGCACUCUUUUUCCCCCAAACGAGAAAGAACAAAUAGUAUAUUCAAGCUAUGUACUAUAGAAGGGAAUCAUGACCAUUUUUUGUUAAGUGAAAAUAAAAUGCCGCGUGCUGCGUAUAUUUUUAGUGACUACAGAGUUAUAUUUAUUUCUAAUGCAAGACAACAGGAAUGAUGAGUUGUAACUUCACCUAUCUAUGACUCUACCUCUUGUUCAUCAGAAAGCUUUCCAAGACGUCAGAAGAUGGUACAGGGUUGGCUCUCAUUCCGUGCCCAGAGGUUCAGUGACAAUGGCGGAUCCCACCUAGACCAUGAACAGUAAGGAAGCUACCAUUUGCAUAAAAGCUACAUUUGGGAUGCUAAUUCUUGUUACAAUAAAAUUCCAUUAAGUACAGGAGCCCUCACCCAGUUUAUAUAAGGAUUUAUGUUGGAAGAAAAUUGAUUUUCAAACAAUUCCUUAGACACAUCUCUUGCCUAGAAGAUUAUAGACAUCUAAUAAAGUUACGCUACGUCCUCUACUGGAGUUAGCAAAAAUUGAAUCAAGGCAACACAUAUGAAAGAAAACAAGAAAUGUUAUGUUUUUAAGUAAGUGCAAAUACAGGUAAUCUUGGAGCACCAGGUUUUCUCAUGAAGUAGCAUUUCCUUACCAUUAAGCCAUUGCUCUGUGCCGUUUAGGGGGAGAAAAAGAAGAGAAUACAGGCUGUAUGUUACAGCUCAAUGUAUGACCAAAAGCAGUUAUGUUUGUGAGAAAAUGUUUGACAUGCAAAUGUUUUAUAUCAUUUAAACAUACUGUAGCAACUUAUUUGUUUAAUGUUAAUUUUUAGAAGGAUUUAGAAUGAUUUUUACACUUUUUAACCAAAUGUACAGUAAUUUUAUAUAAUUUAUUAUGAGGACCUUCAUAUGGGAACCAUUAAGAAGACAGACUGGAGGCAAAUGUCACAAUCUGUAUUAUCAGUUUCUUACAGAUACUGUGCUAAUGUGAAUUUAAAAUGACCUGAACAAAGUCUUCUGAUCUCAGAUAUCUCAGCUUGGUCAUUUGAUUUGAUUAUAAAGGAAUAAAUAACUGAGACUAUAUUUAUUUAUAAAGCAAAUAUUCAUAAUAAUGAAAAGAUAGGGCAGAAAAUCCUUAAGCAAGACCCUUCUGAAAUAAAAUGUUGCUUUUUUAAUAGUUUGUCUUAAGGUGUUUAAGAACAUUAAUUAAAUUUAUGUAAGGAAAAUUCUCCUGCCCCAAAUAAAGUUAC
Trichechus manatus latirostris (Florida manatee) is the source of this 5782-nucleotide messenger RNA. It is a transcript of the gene CILK1, whose product is annotated as ciliogenesis associated kinase 1. Gene Ontology annotation, cellular component: cilium; cytoplasm; nucleus. The coding region runs from base 384 to 2282 and encodes 632 amino acids. Gene Ontology annotation, molecular function: ATP binding; protein serine/threonine kinase activity. The record is from RefSeq and is a predicted model, not a curated record. The transcript has 14 exons. Gene Ontology annotation, biological process: cilium assembly; protein phosphorylation; intraciliary transport. Lineage: Eukaryota; Metazoa; Chordata; Mammalia; Sirenia; Trichechidae.